Messenger RNA from Penicillium canariense, 1596 nucleotides. RefSeq names its product chaperonin-containing T-complex subunit CCT2. The transcript has 4 exons. Gene Ontology annotation, cellular component: chaperonin-containing T-complex; cytosol. Lineage: Eukaryota; Fungi; Ascomycota; Eurotiomycetes; Eurotiales; Aspergillaceae. Bases 1 to 1596 code for a protein of 531 amino acids. Gene Ontology annotation, biological process: protein folding. Gene Ontology annotation, molecular function: ATP binding; ATP hydrolysis activity; ATP-dependent protein folding chaperone. The record is from RefSeq and is a predicted model, not a curated record.
AUGGCGUCGUUUGCCAAUCCCACACAGAUCUUUGCCGACGAUGUCACUGAGGAGAAGGGUGAGAAUGCCCGUCUGUCGGCCUUUGUUGGCGCCAUCGCGGUUGGCGACCUUGUGAAGAGCACCUUGGGUCCGAAGGGAAUGGAUAAGAUUCUACAGUCUGCCUCGACCGGAGAGAUUCUCGUGACGAACGACGGUGCUACCAUCUUGAAGUCGAUUGCCUUGGACAACGCCGCGGCGAAGGUGCUGGUCAACAUCUCCAAGGUUCAGGACGAUGAGGUUGGGGACGGCACCACAUCCGUCACCGUGCUGGCCGCCGAGCUAUUGCGGGAGGCAGAGAAGCUGGUGAACUCCAAAAUUCAUCCUCAGACCAUCAUCGAGGGCUACCGGAUAGCUAGCCGUGCCGCUCUCGCCGCUCUCGAGAACAUCGCAGUCGAUCGAAGCAAGGACCCCGAGGCCUUCCGCAAGGACCUGCACUCCAUCGCCCGCACAACUCUCAGCUCGAAGGUGCUGGCACAAGACCGAGACCAAUUUGCCCUGCUUGCAUGCGAGGCCGUCCUGCGCCUCAAGGGUUCGACCGAUCUGAGCCACAUCCAGAUCAUCAAAAAGGCCGGUGGCAAGCUGAGCGACUCGUAUCUGGACGAGGGCUUCAUCCUGGACAAGAAGAUCGGUGUCAAUCAGCCCAAGCGAUUGGAGAAUGCGAAGAUUCUCGUGGCCAACACCGCCAUGGACACAGAUAAGGUCAAGAUUUUCGGCGCCCGGGUCAAGGUCGAGUCGACGGGCAAGCUCGCGGACUUGGAGAAGGCCGAGCGAGAGAAGAUGCGGGCCAAGGUGGAGCGUAUCAAGUCGCACGGGAUCAACUGCUUCGUCAACCGUCAACUGAUCUACAACUGGCCCGAGCAGCUUUUCACCGAGGCCGGUAUCAUGUCCAUCGAGCACGCCGACUUCGACGGCAUUGAGCGCCUGGCUCUGGUGACUGGUGGUGAGAUUGCCUCGACGUUCGAUCACCCCGACCAGGUGAAGCUUGGUUCAUGUGACCUGAUUGAGGAGGUUAUCAUCGGUGAGGACACCCUGAUCAAGUUCUCGGGAGUGGCGGCUGGCCAGGCCUGCACCAUUGUGCUGCGCGGUGCCACCGAGCAGCUCCUCGAUGAAGCCGAGCGUUCGCUCCACGAUGCACUAGCGGUUCUAUCGCAAACCGUCAAGGACCCGCGCAUCACCCUGGGCGGUGGCUGUGCCGAGAUGGUGAUGGCUAAGGCCGUGGAACAGGCUGCUCAGAACACGACCGGCAAGAAGCAGCUCGCAGUGGACUCGUUUGCGCACGCGCUAAAGCAGCUGCCGACCAUCCUCGCCGACAACGCCGGUCUGGACUCGAGCGACCUGGUCACGCGUCUGCGUCAGGCCAUCAACAACGGCAUGAACAGCUCUGGUCUGGACCUGCUGACCCCCGGGGGUGGCAUUGCCGACAUGCGCGAGCUUGGGGUGGUGGAGGCCUACAAGUUGAAGAAGGCGGUGGUUUCGUCGGCCUCGGAAGCCGCUGAGCUGCUUCUCCGUGUGGACAACAUCAUCCGGGCUGCUCCUCGCCGACGGGAGCGAAUGUGA